This is a messenger RNA of Monodelphis domestica (gray short-tailed opossum), 4994 nucleotides long. Its product is annotated as two pore channel protein 2-like. NCBI's taxonomy places the organism in Eukaryota, Metazoa, Chordata, Mammalia, Didelphimorphia, Didelphidae. The record is from RefSeq and is a predicted model, not a curated record. Gene Ontology annotation, molecular function: monoatomic ion channel activity. Gene Ontology annotation, cellular component: membrane. Gene Ontology annotation, biological process: monoatomic ion transport; transmembrane transport.
CAACUCCUUUUCAUUGGGCAUUCCUCCCUCCCAGAGAGGUCCAAAGAGAACGAACUUUGCCGGGGAUAGGUAGGUACCAACCACCGCCCCAGAGCUCCAGGAUUCUCUUUGGACCCCUCUGGGCAUAGAGCCUAUUUCUCCAGCCUGUUGCAGAUAAAGCCAAAGCUAGCCGCGUUUUGGGGAGACGUUUCUGCCUCACCGCGGCUCCCAGAAUACGUUGGGCUGAUCAGCCUCCAGCCACUCAUUCCCCAGCACCCCACUUGGGUGGGCUCCUUCCUUGCCUAGGCUGCACGCGACCCCUCCCUUUUCAAGCAGUCAGACUCCAACCAGCCUGAGUCAGGACAAGGGAAGGAAAGGAAAGGGGCCAGAGCUGGGGAGAUCCGAGCGUGGAGGCCCAUUUGGGGGGAGGGUCAGUCCGUAGGUCUGUCCGCAUGCAUCUGGAGCUGCUGGAAUUUCCACUCCCUUCCAAGAAUUGCUGCUAAAUGGUUCCCGCUGCCUCUCGAGUCACGUGAAACGGCGAUUAUAUAUCUCCCCUUCACCGCGCUCCGGAGCCUGCCCUCAGUUCUUCAGCACAACCCAGUGCUCCUCAACUGCUGAGAGGGAUGUACCCUUUCGCCCGAGCCCAGGCAAUGCGCCUGGGCGCACCUUCCAACAGCCUCCGUUAGCUGCAAGCACCGUGGGCCACUGUCCAGUUUUCUGCGCUUUUCCUACUUCUCCCAGACUCAAGUCAGGCUUUCACCUAAGUGACCAGAGGUGUCCACUUCGGUCUGGCUGAAGCACAAUAUUUCCUGAGAUGUCUAGCACCACAGAAGUGGGAGCGAGUAACGAGGUCCCCCCAGUCGCGGAGGGUAGCUCAGUCCAGAUUAACCCGGAGCUGAAGCAGCCCACAGAAGAGGACCUCUUGCUGGCUGCUGCCUACGUUUAUGAUGCCCAAUACAAUAGAAAUAUUCCAUUUGAAACUUCCCCUCAGGCUAUCAGAUUUUACUAUCUUUACAACCACUGGGCUAUGCAAGUUGCCACCUACUUCUUUAUUUUUCUAGAUCUUUCUCUUGCCCUGUUUGAGGAGCCUGCUGUGUACCCACUCCCUUUCCUGGCUACCUCAAUUGUCGAAGUUCUCUGUCUUUGUGUAUUUUUGGGGCGGCUUGUACAGUUUGCAAAAGUCACUCCACGCAAAGUUUUCUGGAAGGAUACCAAAAACAUCUGUGUCAUGCUAACCAUAAUGCUGACCUUAAUAGAUCUAAUUAUUUAUGGAUCUCUUAGAAUCUUUAACAUCCGCAGUGUUCGAUGGUCAAGAUUCCUAAGGCCUCUCUUCUUAAUCAAUUUUCCUGAAAGCCGUCAAAUUCGAAGGGCCUUCCGAAGUAUCCGGAACACUUUACCAGAGGUUCUCUAUGUAUUUCUCUUGCUCAUGUUCAAUGUGUUGAUGUUCUCUCUUAUGGCCUUGAAAUUGUUUGGUGAUAGGAAUCUUAAAACGGUGGAAGGAGUAUCCUAUUUUACAAAUAUUCUAGAUAUAAUGUUUGAUCUCUAUGUUCUGGUGACCACUGCUAACAGCCCUGAUGUCAUGAUGCCUGCUUACAACUUAGAUUGGCGAUAUUCUCUCUUUUUCAUAACCUACAUCGUCAUCAAUACCUACAUCUUCAUGUCUGUCUUUCUAGCUGUUGUGUACAACAACUACAGAAAGCAUUUAAAGAAUGAGAUUCGGAAACUGGCUUACAUGAAACGUCACAAAAUGAUAGAGGCUUUCAAUAUUCUGAAGACCAAGGAGGGCACAGAGUUUGUUGUUAAGGAAGCCCCAUGGAAGCAGUUAGUAAAGAUCGUGGCCCCUGACAUCAGCAAUUCUCACCGUGAGCUCCUAUUGAGGAUAUCUGAUGAGGAGCAGAAGGGAUAUGUGGAGAAAAAAUGCUUUUUAAGAUUAGCCGAUCUAUUGAACAUUCAAGUGAUUACUAUGAAAUUUAAAAGACAUCCCCUGGAGAUCUGGAUGCCCUUGAUGUAUAAGUCUUCAGGAAGUCUUUUUAUACAAAAGAUAGUUCGACAUAGGAUGUUUGUCUGGAUUUAUGAUGCAAUUAUCCUAAUAAAUGCUGUAUUCAUUGCUUUGGAUGAGAAAAACCCACUCAUUUCCUAUGCAGAAUGGGUUUUCCUUUCUCUAUAUAUUAUUGAAAUACUCCUGAAGUUGUACACCUAUGAACCCAAGACAUUUUUUGCAAGGAAUCAGUUCUGGAACUGGUUUGAUACCUUAAUCAUCAUUGCAGCUUUGAUGGCCACAAUAACCAACACUGCAAUUAAAUCAGUCAUUGAAUAUAACAGUCAACAGAUCCUGGAUAUUGUCUUUAUAUUGAGGCUUCUCCGGCUCAUAAGGAUUGUUGACAGCAUUCAGAGAUUCCGGGUCAUAAUGACAACCUUAAUUAAUAUCAUCCCUACAAUGCUGACAUUUGGUGGACUUGUUUUGGUGGUGUACUACAUGUUUGCUAUCAUUGGGAUGGAAGUAUUCCAGGGCAAAGUCCAGUUCUUCUCUGAGAGUUCCACAGAUCCUCAUGCUCUGGACUGUGGGAACCCAGCCCUGAAAGAGUCAAUGUUUGCUCGAAGCAGAUACUGUAAGAAUAAUUUCAAUGACCUCGCCUCUUCAUUCAUUGUACUAGUGGAGCUCACUGUGGUAAAUCAGUGGCAUGUUAUCGCUGGUGGUUUUGCUCUUGUAACUCAUCAGACUACAAAGUUAUUCUUCAUUGCUUUCCAUAUUGUGGUCGUCAUCCUCAUUGUUAAUAUUUUUAUAGCAUUCAUUUUGGAGGCUUUCUUUGUGGAAUAUUCAUUAGAAAAAAGUGAAAUAGAAACUACUAUUGAGAAGAAAAUUCAAGAGCUGGGUAUGGGAAUUCAAGAGGAAGAUGUUCCUGAUGGGAAACUGAUAGACAAUAUGGAAAUGAAUGAAAAUGAUCUUAGGGGUGGGGAAGAAAUGCAAAAGCAGGACUCGAAAGGAUUGUUCUUCCGAAUUGCCUCAAAAAGGUACAGGACAGUGGAUGCAUUAUUACAACGGAUGUUUGAGUCAGAAAUAUCUCCAGAAGAUGAAGGACCUUCCUUAGAUGAGAUUUUGAAUCUUUCACCCAAUGAUAUGUAUCCAAAGAAUCCAACCUUUGAGAAUUCUGCCUAGUCCAAAUUUGAAGAAGAACUGGAAAUAUGAUGAGCUAGUAUCAUUUAUUUUUGUAUAUGUUGUUUGGGGAUUUUUAAAAGGGCUAAAUUCUUCUCCUUUGCAUUCUUAUCUAGUCUGCUCAAAAGCCCUUUUGGGAAAUAACCUUUCCCAGAGAUGGGUGAAUUUUUUUUUUAAUCAUAGGACCAAGAUAACCCUUUAGCUUAGAGCUCACCCUGGGUCUUUUAUUAUUUUUUUUAGAGCUAUUUUGCCUGAAAAGGAAUUGAAACUUUGAAAACAAAUAAGUAAUACAUAUAUAUGUAUAGAUUUAAGCCUUUACCUUUUGUCUUAGAAUUGAUACUAUUUGUUCUAAGGCAGAAGAGUGGAAAGGGCUAGUCAGUUGGGGUUCUGUAACUUGGCCAGGGUCAUUUGGUUUGGAAGUAUCUGAGGUUAGAUUUGAACCCAGGAGCUCUAGGAAUACUUUAUACAGGGAUUAUGAAUAGCACUUACUUUGAAUAUAUGUAUACAUAUGGAGUCUUGUUGCAAAGUAUAUAUAAAAUUCUAGUAGUUUAUAUUUACACAGUAUUCUGUGAUCCUACUAAAUAGAUAUUAUAUUCUAAGAAUUUAAAAUAUUUAAAUAAUGGGGGAUAGCUGUGACUCAGUUGUUUAGAGCCACAUCUAGAGAUGGGAGGUCCUGAGUUCAAAUCUGGAUUCAGAUACUUCCUAGCUGUGUGACCCUGAGAAAGUUGUUUAACAACCAAUAUCUAACCCUUACCUCUCUUCUGCCUUAUAACCAAUAUACAGCAUUGAUUCUAAGAUAGAAGGUAAGGGUUUAAAAAAUAAUUUAAAAAAAUUAAUGGAGGUUUUUCUAGUACAAUAAUUCCAAGCUUUAUACAAGAUGGAAAAUGUGAAUGUGGGAAUAAAAUUAUGUAGAGAUCACAAUAUGGUUCGAACUUUGAAGUACUUCAUUCUUGGUUUCUCAGAAACUAACCCAUUCUUAGUCCUUGGAGAUUCUUAUAUUAAUGUUCAUACCUAUAACCUGGGGAAGUUUUUUUUUCCCCUUCAAAUAAUAAUAGCACACUUUAAAAAUAUUAUCUCAUUUUAUUCUCCCAACAAGUCUGGGAGGUGGGUACAAUUAUUGUCCCAUUUUACAGAUUAGAAAACUGAGGCAGACAGUGACUUGCUCAGUUUCUUAUACUUAGUGUCAGUGGGCCAGAUUUGAACUCAGGUCUUUUUGACUUCAGGAAAAUGAUUCCAUGAAAACCAUUUUUUUAAACUCUUACCUUCUGUCCUAUUAUCACUUCUAAUAUAGAAGAGCAGUGAGGGUCAGGCAAUGAGGGUUAGGUGACUUGCCCAAGUUCAUACCACUAGGAAAUGUCUGACAUCAGAUUUGAACCCAGAACCUCCUAUCUCUAGGUCUCUCUGCCCUGAAAAUAAUUUUUAUUUGAUUUUUUUUUAACGUGCCAGAUUUUUUUGCCACAAAGACAAAGAGGCAGAAAUGGCAAUUUAGAUGAUCAAAAUUCCCUUUUAUUAUUGUGCAAAGGACAUGCAGUAUUAAAUGUGUCUCAGAAGAGCCAGACACUGAAGACCCUACUUGGUGCCAAUCCCAUGUUGUUAACACUAUGAAAGUUCAUUCAUUUCUCAUUUCAGAUGGGUGGCAGUGAUCCUGUUCAUCCCUUAUUCUAGGGGAGGGUUCAGCUGAACAUCACCAGUAUAAAUGUCUGUCAUAGCCUUCUUCCCUCUCCCCACCCAACGCCUAUUCCCAAUAGAUUGAAAUCUCCUUGAAGGCAGGGACUGUAUUUCCACCCCCAUGUACCUUGCACAUUGUAGGUGCUUGAUAAAUAUUUAUUGAAUGAAUAAAUAAGAAUUUCCUACUGUGGCA